AUGUACUGUGCACACUUUGCGCGCUUUAUUGCAGCACUUUUGGUGCUCAAUUUUUCCUGUGGCAAAAUGCCUCGAAACAGGAAGUACCGUGAUUCGCCGCAUGAGGUGGCUGCUAAGGGGCCAGCUUUGGACAUCAAGGGUGUCCAUCUUGAAUGGGAUGGGGACGAAAAACUCAGGGAAAGAAUGCGAGAAGGGAAACCAAUUCUUAUGGAAGGCACCAACAAAGUGGUUGACAUCCAGGUCUGUGUCAGCCACCAAGAAUAUCUUAUCCCUUUACUUGCCCGCAUGGCUCAUUUGCCCAACAAGCUUCUUCCUUCAGUGGAGGAUUUGAGAAUGGAAAUGGUCAAGUUUUUGGAAGUGAACAAGAGGAUGGUCGAUUCUGAUGUGAAAAUGGUUGUUGACUCUGCUGCUCAUAUGAAGAAACUGUGUGGUUUUGUGAAAACCAAAGCGAGACGAGAAGAACCGAGCCGUGUACCAGAGUUCCAGCAGUUGGUCUUGAUUUUGGAGCCUGGGCUACAGGCAAGGUUCCUUCGCCCCAAGUUAUGCCAUCCAAAAUCUUUCAAAGUUGUUGUAUAUUGUAUGUCUUUAUUCGGCUGCUAUUGUGCUAUGGGCCACCCUCUUUUAAUGAAGGUAGUGGUUGACCAGAUCCUGGCAAAGAUGAAACGUGAAGAUGAGGAUGAGGACAACCUAUCGUACGCUUACAUUUUCAGCUUGUUUUCAACUGCACAUGUUUUCAAACAGUUUUUGACAGAGAAUGUUUGGUAUAAUUUCAACUAA
Cladocopium goreaui is the source of this 777-nucleotide messenger RNA. The record is from the annotation of a GenBank genome assembly. NCBI's taxonomy places the organism in Eukaryota, Dinophyceae, Suessiales, Symbiodiniaceae.